AUGCUCACAGAACCAAGGAAACGCCACAAUGGUCAACUACAAGCUUGUGAGCCAUGUCGCAAGGCCAAAAUCCGCUGCGACCAUGAAAAUCCAGCCUGCUCACGCUGCGUUCGACGUGGUCUGAAUUGCGUCUACCACCCGGCUCCUAUGACCAAACGCCGCGUGCCAAGCUCUCAUACAGCUACACGCUUCGACUUGACUCCGCCUGGAGGCCCAAUGACCACCCCAGUUGUUAAUAGCGAGUUCCAUAUCCCCAUUGCAACUCACGACAGCUCUAGAACUCCUGCUGUUCCGGCAGAACCUGGUUCUGUUGCAAGCUCAAGGAUGACAACCUGUUCCAAUCGGAAUGCGUCAGCCCGAGAAGAAUUAGGAGAACACGAGACAACUCGGUUCUCUGCCGUUUUUCUCGAGAACAUGAAUAGCUUAGGUCCAGUAGUACUUGAAACAACGAAAUUUAGCCACGCACUGGACCGAGAGCCUGGGGUGGCAACCUCAACUCACCUGGAGUUGGCUGUUAGAACACUUCUCAACUUUCCUACCGCUCGUACAUGUGAUAUAUUGAUGGAGGGAAUUGAUCAGGUCUACGACGUCUGGCUGUCUCCAACCCAUAUUCGACAUUGCCUCAAUCAAGUGUGGACAGAAUACGGUGCUGAGUUGGGAGAGCAUCGGACUCGGGAGUCUGUAUUGAAAAUGGCCAAUGACCUCUUCCUCAAUCAUACAAAGCCUCAAUCAACGCCCCAAUGUGACAUCGACUGUGAAUAUGACCGAGUCGAGUGGGCGAAUUGGUUUGGAGGGCCUGACCUGCGAUGGGAAAUGCUUGGCAUCCUUUUCAGCUGGUUUGGGAUUGCAUUUAGAUGCAAACAAGAGUGGGACCCUGUUUUUGACCUGGCUGAGCAGCACGGUCGAAAUCGGAACACGGCAGCAGACAGAAUGAGAGAAUGUGCUGCUGCAUGUAUGAGAAUGUGUGAGGAGAAUUUCGAAACAAGUGAUAUCAUGGUGAUUUGCAUGAAGAAUAGCAGCAGGUUGCAAAGCAUCAUCAUCAGUGAUGAGAGUGAUCGUGUACAGGUCGAUUAUGGAACUGUCCGGAGCGCAUUCAUCUCCGCAGGAUUGCAUCGCCUUGGGACCCUCGAGGAACUGACACCCUUUUCUCAGCAUCGGGCAUUGCUUGCCUCAUCGAUGUACUAUCAGGACAAGUGUCAUAGUUUGUUUAAUGCGCGACCACCGAUGUUGAACGAUCGCUACUGUCAAUGUCCACUUCCACUUGAUCUUUGCGAGGCAGAUGUCUACGGUGGACGAGAUAGACUCGCAGCAGCGCUUGCGAGACUUGACCCCAACGGUUGGAAUUCAGAUGGUCGAAUUCUCACGUCGACAUGGCUUCGAGCACUCGCGAUGUUGAGUCCGAUCCGCGAGAGCAUGUUACAACUUUCUCUGAGUGUGAACCUAACAUUCACAAAAUCACAAAUAGAGGCGCUCAUUUCCCAGUUAGAGAACACAGUCGAGUCAUACCCCCCACAUAUUCAGUAUUACAGCAACAUUGCACAGCCAUCAAAGUCAAAUUCUUCCAUCCAUGGACAGAGCGCUCACGAUAGGUACAUCGUAACAAGGAUACACCUGGACGUAUUACAAUGCAAGUUCCUUCUACAACGUCUGAUUGUUUCACGGGGCCUCGGUGGUGGCCAAGACUUGUUUGAUAUUGCCCAGGAAACAAUUUCUGUCAUUGUGUCCCUGUGGCUUAAUCGCGAUCAAAUUCAAAGCUUCCACCACGCCUUUGACUGGAUUGCCGUAUCAUAUGGGAUGCCUUGUGCGGGAAUUCUUUGCGUCGAGCUUCUCCGGGUGAGUGAUUUGGCGCCUAGGACUUCAAGAAAUCAGUCUUCAGCUACCGCUCAUGAUGUUGUCCAGCUGUCCCGGUCGGAAGUCGUUCAAAGCCUCAUUAUGUUCAAAGCUUUACUGGAUUGGAUACGACCAACGGAUAAUAAUUCAAAGCUCAGCAGAAAGUUCAAAAACGUUCUCCAGAGAAUUAUCGACACCGUAUUUGAUGCUAUGGAAUCAUUGCCGGGCGUGCAGCUUCAACAAGCACCGAACGAGAACCACUUCCGAAAGGAUUACGGGGCGCAAGAGCAUACGUCUGCAGAACAAAAUAUGUCCCAUGUGACGGAUGUUCAGCAGCAUCUUGAUCCUGAGCUCACCACCAUGAACGAUAUGGAUUGGCUGAACACUGUGGAUUGGACGCAAGGAGAUUGGCUUGAACAAAACAACCCGCCCUUUCUCUAUUAG
Molecule: messenger RNA, 2274 nt
Organism: Penicillium nucicola
Lineage: Eukaryota; Fungi; Ascomycota; Eurotiomycetes; Eurotiales; Aspergillaceae
Exons: 4
Coding region: 1-2274 (757 amino acids)
Biological process (GO): regulation of DNA-templated transcription
Cellular component (GO): nucleus
Molecular function (GO): DNA-binding transcription factor activity, RNA polymerase II-specific; zinc ion binding
Source: RefSeq, a predicted model, not a curated record